GGGGGGGCUCCCUUAGAUAGUCCCCCUUCAGACCACUGACAGCCUGGGCUGGGAGAGGAGGACAACUGCAGCAGGGUGCUCUCCUCCGGCCUAUUGCUUCUUGCUGCUCCCUGUCACGGGGAGGGCCCGUCCUGGUGGCUGCCCAGCCCUGCCCCACAGCCCUGUGCCGGUGAUGACAUGGCAUGCCAGCCCCCAACAAGGCUCUUCAGCUACAGUCCCCAAUGUUGGGGCUGAAGUCCCUGGAAAGAGCCUCUCAUGCGCUCUCACUGGGCUCCUCAGGAGAAUGGCUAAGAGGUGGGAGCUGUGCUUUAGAGAAAACCUUAACCCUUCUUUGUUUCAGAAGCUCUUCAGUCUAAAGUGUCCUGGAGCAUUCACAGAAGAGCACCUUUGGGCUCCGCUUACCUGCCCCUUCAGGGAUGGAGGCGAUGGCAGCCAGCACUUCCCUGCCUGACCCUGGCGACUUUGACCGGAAUGUCCCCCGGAUCUGUGGAGUGUGUGGAGACCGAGCCACAGGUUUUCACUUCAACGCUAUGACCUGUGAAGGCUGCAAAGGCUUCUUCAGGCGAAGCAUGAAGCGGAAGGCUCUGUUCACCUGUCCCUUCAACGGGGACUGCCGCAUCACCAAGGACAACCGGCGCCACUGCCAGGCCUGCCGGCUGAAGCGCUGUGUGGACAUCGGCAUGAUGAAGGAGUUCAUCCUGACAGAUGAGGAGGUGCAGCGGAAGCGUGAGAUGAUCCUGAAGCGCAAGGAGGAGGAGGCGCUAAAGGACAGCCUGCGGCCCAAGCUGUCGGAGGAGCAGCAGCGCAUCAUCAGCAUCCUGCUGGACGCCCACCACAAGACCUACGAUCCUACCUAUGCCGACUUCAGCCACUUCCGGCCUCCAAUUCGCAGAGGUGCAGGUGGAGGGAGCCAUCCUUCCAGGCCCAAUUUGAGACACACCCCCAGCUUUUCUGGGGACUCCUCAUCCUCCUGCUCAGAUCACUACAUCGCCUCUCCAGACAUGAUGGAACCAUCCAGCUUCUCCAACCUGGAUCUGAAUGAAGAGGACUCAGAUGACCCUUCUGUGACCCUGGACCUGUCCCAGCUCUCCAUGCUGCCCCACUUGGCUGACCUGGUCAGUUACAGCAUCCAAAAGGUCAUCGGCUUUGCCAAGAUGAUCCCAGGAUUCAGAGACCUCACCUCUGAGGACCAGAUUGUGCUACUGAAGUCAAGUGCCAUCGAGGUCAUCAUGUUGCGCUCCAACCAGUCCUUCACUAUGGACGACAUGUCCUGGACAUGCGGCAGCCAGGACUAUACAUACGAUAUCAGUGACAUGGCCAAAGCCGGACACAGCCUGGAGCUGAUUGAGCCCCUCAUAAAGUUCCAGGUGGGGCUGAAGAAGCUGAACUUGCACGAGGAGGAGCAUGUCCUGCUCAUGGCCAUCUGCAUUGUCUCCCCAGACCGUCCCGGGGUGCAGGAUGCCACGCUGGUGGAGGCCAUCCAAGACCGCCUGUCCAACACGCUGCAGACCUACAUCCGCUGCCGCCACCCACCCCCGGGCAGCCACCUGCUCUACGCCAAGAUGAUCCAGAAGCUGGCUGACCUGCGCAGCCUCAAUGAGGAGCACUCCAAGCAGUACCGCUGCCUCUCCUUCCAGCCCGAGUGCAGCAUGAAGCUCACGCCCCUCGUGCUCGAGGUGUUUGGCAAUGAGAUCUCCUGACUAGGGCAGCCUGCGGUGGCACCUGGGCAGGGUUGUUUCUCCCGGGGCACAGGCCCAGGCCUAGGGCCGGCUACUGCCCGGCAGCCCUCCCAUCCCCUCUGGAGUUUAAUCCCUCCUCUGCCACCUUCCCUCUCCGCCCAGCCCAGCCUCUUUCCUGCCCAACCUAAGCCCAGGUUCCCCUUUCCUUCAGGCCACAGGCUGACCCCAGCCCCUCAAGACCUUGGUCAUGAGGACUUGCUGUUAUUUGAUAGAGAAACUCAUGUGGGGGCAGAGGGCAGAGGCUGAAGUCAGGGCCUUGUCCAAGGACACCUCCACCACUCCACAGGUGGCUGCUGGCUGGCACCGAGGGAACAGGUGGGAGAUGAGCACCCAUUCCUCAGGGACAGAGUACCUCCCCCACUCCAGGCCCACAUGUCCAGAGCCUGGUGGGGAUCUCCCCCCGCCCCCCACCAUGACAAAUAACUGGCCCACAGCCCCACUCUUCCCCAUCUCACCCUGGCCACCAGACUGUGCUGUCUGUCCCCAGGUGGCAGGCCACAUGGGGCCCCUUCCUCUGCCUUCCCACAUGUCUAGGACACUUGCUGCCAAGAAUGACCAAAAACAAGGUGACUAAGGCCCAAUUCUCACCUCCCCCCAUCUCUGGAGGCCAAAAGGCACUUGCCUAGUCCCUCAGUGCCCACCUUUGUCCCAUUGCCACAGUCAGCCUCUCCUGGGCAGUAGGUCUGGGGAGAUGAGAUUUCUCCCUGGUGCUGGAACCACUGGCCCAGAACCCAGCUGUGGAAAGGCCCAAAGUGGAAAGAAUGCAGGGCCUGGGUGGUGGGGAACAGACAAGACCAGCCUCCCAGAACAGGAGUGGGUGGUGACCAUCCCUGUCACCAAGCCCAUGGAUCCUCAGCCUGGGUCGCAGGGGUUGGUUGACGUGGAAGUGCUCCUUCUAGCAAUUCAUGUGGCAGACUGAAUUGCCCCCAGGUUGCAGAGAUACCCGACCUGGUGCUCACUCCUCCCCUGCCAGUGCCUUAGCUCCCACCCUGGAAAUGAAGCUCUCCCCCUCAGAAGUUAUUGGAUCUCCCAGCAGUGUUAGUGUGGAGAAGCAAUGUCUCCCUCUCUGCUUACCAGCUGGGGCCACAUCCUCUCUCCUGGGCAGGGUGGGGUGGAGGAGAAGAAUCUUCAGACCCCAGCAGAUGAGCCUGUCCUCCCUGCCACCCAUCUCCAACACUGCUCACCUGCAGAGCAAAAGCCUGUGCUGUAGCACCCCAGUGUAGGUGGAGGGAGAGGGGGCAGGCUCCUCAGAGAGAGACGGUGGAGGGGUGGGGGUGUCGGACUGGUUCCCUUCUAAUUUUCACUCCUACACUCAAAAGCGAAAAGGAGCCUGUGAAACAGGGGUAGGGGACUAUAACUUCAGGCUCCAUGUUCCGGCCCAGGAGGUGGCGACCCUCUGUUUAUUCCAGGGUGGGGUUUCUUGAUGAGAGUGGGUUGCAGGUGUGUGGGACCAGUGAGGAAGGGGGUUCUUCAAAUCACUAAGUUGGGGGAACAUGGCUGCAUUUGAGGUAUCAGCAGGGAGGUAAUGUCAGAGGGACAUGAUGUGCCUCCCCCACCUGCAUCUGUGGUUCCUUGAACACCUUGAGAGGAAUCUGACUUAACACUGCAAGGGCCGUCAGUGUCCAGCUGGCCCUGCCUCUCUCAGAAUUCGUCAGGUGGGAAAAUCAUCCAAAAGCCACAUUCCUUAUUGCAGAAUAGCCUAUGUAAGAGUUAAUCUUAAGUGUUAGAUGUGAGUUGUUUUCAGAAUCAGAUUCCAUUUGUACUAUAUUCUAAUACAGAGAGGAGCAGUUGCCAUUGAGUCAGAGAUAUUUGUGGAGGAAAAACUUGCAUUAUGAAAAGUCUGUACAUUAAUUAUUGUUGUUGUUAUUUUACAUGGGGCUAGGGAGAGACCCUUGUGAGUUUAACUUCAGAACACCUUGGUCCUUACUGCUAUUCAAUAAGAGAAAAAACUUGAAAAUUGCUAAACUAGUUCAAGCCCCUUAAAAACUAUCACUAAGAGGAGGGCAUGACUCGCCCAACCUCAAAAAUUAGAAGUGGCAUCAGGGCUGGGCCAGACUUUGGACUUGGGGUCCAGUGUCCUUUUUACUACACCACACUUAAGCUCAGACCCCAUUCACCUCCUGCAGAGGCUGACCCAGUCCCCUAGGGGAAGCCCUGGGUUUCAGACAGAGCAAGUGUCCAUCCAGGACCCCUUCCUUCCGUGGGUUUAAUGCCACCAUCUCAUCAAGAGGAGGAAGGACACUCAGUCUCUGUCUCCAUGUGAGUGAAACCCCCAUCUCCGUGUGGCCCUGGUCCAUUGGACUCUCUGACUCAGCCCUGUAUAAUGCUGUUGCCUUAUCAAUAAAGUGCAUUUGUCUUUGUAAAGUC
This is a messenger RNA of Nycticebus coucang (slow loris), 4106 nucleotides long. It is a transcript of the gene VDR, whose product is annotated as vitamin D receptor. The transcript has 9 exons. Gene Ontology annotation, cellular component: nucleus. Bases 417 to 1700 code for a protein of 427 amino acids. Gene Ontology annotation, molecular function: vitamin D response element binding; nuclear receptor activity; zinc ion binding. The record is from RefSeq and is a predicted model, not a curated record. NCBI's taxonomy places the organism in Eukaryota, Metazoa, Chordata, Mammalia, Primates, Lorisidae. Gene Ontology annotation, biological process: negative regulation of transcription by RNA polymerase II; positive regulation of transcription by RNA polymerase II; multicellular organism development.